Molecule: messenger RNA, 1788 nt
Organism: Zasmidium cellare ATCC 36951
Lineage: Eukaryota; Fungi; Ascomycota; Dothideomycetes; Mycosphaerellales; Mycosphaerellaceae
Exons: 2
Coding region: 1-1788 (595 amino acids)
Biological process (GO): transmembrane transport
Molecular function (GO): transmembrane transporter activity
Source: RefSeq, a predicted model, not a curated record
AUGAUGAGGUCAAUAUUCACAGAAGCUCUACCUGGCCAUGCAGAGAAGCAGUCGCACGAAAAUGAAGAUGACAAGACGAAUCCAAAUUACCUCACCGGCUGGAAGAUGUUCGCAGCUGUCAUAUCGCUCAACGCUGCCAACGGCGUCGCCUUUAUCGACCUCCUGGGUGUCACCGCUAUUCUUCCUGCUGUAUCCGUUCACUUCGACACUGGAGGUCCCAUUGCUUGGGCCGCAACCACUCAACUUAUCGGAGCCACAGUCGGUCUCGCAGUCUUGGGGUAUCUCAGCGAUGUCUGGAGUAGACGAAUGAUGCUGCUUGUUGCCCUCGGUUUGCUGACAGCCAGUGCUCUUGCAUGUGGCUUGAGUAGCUACCAGCUGAGCACCGAUCUCUUCUGUGCUUUGAGGACCUUCUCAGGCAUUGCGACCGGAAGUGUGAGCAAUCUCGUCAACAUUGCGCAGAACGACUUCCUCCCCGAGAGAAAGAGGUUGAAAUAUCAAGGCAUACAAGGCACUUCAGUCGCCUUGGGAAGCAUUACUGGAAUGCUUGUCGGCGCGGCUCUCGCUAUGAACGGCAUCUGGGAAGUCUUCUACUAUAUCGAGGUUGCACUGUCAGUGAUUGCAAGCAUCGCUAUCUUCCUCUUUGUCCCGGCAAACUGCACCCCACCAAAGAAACAGCAAAUAUGGGACGCAGUCAAGACAAUCGACUUUCUGGGGAUUAUCUCGGGAAUUGGCGUCGUCGUCGUCCCAGGCCUCUUGCUCUUGUGCAAAUACUACCUGCUCCAGCAAGCCGUGCUCAUCGCUAUGGGCGUCAUCGCUGGCAUAUCCUUGAUCGUCUUCUUGUUCUUCGGAUUCAAGACCAAGCGUGGCUCCGUGCGCCCGAUUGUACCCUUUCGACUCUUCAGAAACCGAACCAUCGCGACGAUCCUCAUCCAGAAUAUCCUCUUCGGUGCGGCCUACUACUCAUUCUCAUACUAUCUCCCUCUCAAUCUGCAAGUCGUCCGCGAGAUGCCGGAAAUUGAAGCUUCCGCCAUGCAAGUCCCUUAUUACGUCUGCCACGGCGUCUGGUCGACAGGGUCUGCACUCAUCAUUCUCAGGCUGCAAAAGAUGAAGAAGAGAAGCUAUUCAACAAUUUUCCUUGUCGGUUUCGCGGUCUGGACGCUGGCCAUGGUCCUUCUUGGCGUGGACAGCGAGUAUCGAGUACCUGGCCUGGUCGCCGUCUUGGGCGUCCUUGUCGGUAUUGGCACUGGUUCAUCGUUCCAGAACUCAGUUAUGGCAAUCUCUGCACAAGUCGAUAAGGAGACCAAAGGCGUCGCCGUUGGCACCAGAAACGUUUUGCGCUUCUUCGGCGGCGCACUAGGCACUGCAAUCUCAUCAACAAUUCUCAGAGACCGCCUCGUCGCCACCCUGCCACCUGAACUCGAUUACCUCGCCGAGUCGACCUUCUCGCCCUCUCUAUUCGAACUCACCGAACAAGACCAGGUGAUCGCCCAAGAAGCAUUCGAUGGUGCCAUCGCUUUCGUGUUUUACAUUUCUGCGGCAAUGGUGGGCGUCUGCUUCUUGCUAUGUCCGUUGAUUAGGGACAACACAACGGGUAAACCUACAGAUGAAGAGGAGGUUGUUGGCAUAAAAGCAACCUCGUCUUCAGAUGAUGAUAGUGCAAGCGAAGAUCAACAAGAGGAGGAUGACGUCGACUCAAAGAAAUCUUCACUGGACAUCCCACAUGAGCGGCAAGCUGUCCCCUUCGAGCUGGCUGUCCAUCGACCUGUCUCUGCCCCCAACACUACAUGA